UGGAAAUCUAAAUUGUGCGGAGCGUGAAUUGGCUCUUUGACGGGAAGAUUGUUUUUUACCGGUCAUUAUAACCAACGAGCAAUUUCAUUUGUUCUUAUAUCAACACAUUAUUGGAACUUAAGUCUGAUAGAAUAUGGAUCGUCUUUUACGGCUCGGUGGCCCAAUGUCUGGCCUAGGACAAUCUGCUCCGCCAACUGAUGCACCGGUGGUUGAUACAGCCGAGCAGGUUUAUAUUUCUUCCCUGGCUUUGCUGAAAAUGCUUAAACAUGGCCGAGCUGGUGUCCCUAUGGAAGUUAUGGGCCUUAUGCUUGGAGAAUUUGUUGACGAUUAUACAGUCAGGGUGAUUGAUGUUUUCGCCAUGCCCCAAUCAGGAACGGGUGUUAGUGUGGAAGCUGUAGAUCCAGUCUUUCAGGCUAAAAUGUUGGAUAUGCUCAGGCAAACUGGUCGACCUGAAAUGGUAGUUGGAUGGUACCAUUCCCAUCCUGGAUUUGGUUGUUGGUUAUCUGGAGUAGAUAUCAACACACAACAGAGCUUUGAGGCCUUGUCUGAGCGAGCAGUGGCUGUUGUUGUUGAUCCAAUUCAGAGUGUAAAAGGCAAGGUUGUGAUUGAUGCAUUCAGGCUGAUCAAUCCCAACAUGAUGGUACUAGGUCAAGAACCUCGUCAAACAACAUCAAAUCUUGGACAUUUACAGAAACCAUCAAUUCAAGCCUUGAUUCACGGACUAAACCGUCACUACUAUUCGAUCAGCAUUAACUACAGAAAGAAUGAACUUGAACAAAAAAUGUUGUGGAAUUUGCACAAAAAAUCCUGGACUGAGGGAUUGUCGCUAGCCGAGUACGAACAGCACUGCAAAAUGAACGAACAGAGUGUCCGCAGCAUGCUCGAGCUAGCGAAAACCUAUAAUAAAGCGUUGGAAGAAGAAGAAAAGAUGACACCUGAGCAACUUGCAGUCAAGAACGUUGGCCGUCAAGACCCGAAGCGCCAUCUAGAAGAGGAAGUUGAUGUGUUAAUGACAUCUAAUAUUGUCCAGUGUUUGGGAGCUAUGUUGUCUACGGUGGCCUUCCGAUAAUCACUGAUACACUCUUCUCAUACACACACGGAUCCAAUGAAUACAAAAUUCUCAAAAAUU
Daphnia carinata is the source of this 1129-nucleotide messenger RNA. RefSeq names its product 26S proteasome non-ATPase regulatory subunit 14 (gene Rpn11). The coding region runs from base 134 to 1069 and encodes 311 amino acids. The transcript is spliced from 6 exons. Lineage: Eukaryota; Metazoa; Arthropoda; Branchiopoda; Diplostraca; Daphniidae. The record is from RefSeq and is a predicted model, not a curated record. Gene Ontology annotation, cellular component: proteasome regulatory particle, lid subcomplex. Gene Ontology annotation, biological process: proteasome-mediated ubiquitin-dependent protein catabolic process; protein deubiquitination. Gene Ontology annotation, molecular function: metallopeptidase activity; proteasome binding; protein binding.